AUGCUCCGACGGUAUCUUCGAGAUCCAGAACAUGUCAUCGAUUAUGAGAACUUGGAGGUUCGAGAAGAUCUCACCUACAAAGAACAACCAGUGCAGAUUCUCGAUCAUCGUAAUCAAGUUCUCCGAAAUAAGACCAUACCGUUGGUAAAGGUCUUAUGGCAAAAUCAUCACAUCGAAGAAGCAACGUGGGAAACUGAAGCACAAAUGCGAGCUAAAUACCCGCACCUCUUCGAAGAUAAGUAUGAAUCUCGGAGUGAAUCAGAAAUAAUCUGGGGAGAUAAGUAUGAAUCUCGGAGUGAAUCAGAAAUAAUCUGGGGAGAUAAGUAUGAAUCUCGGAGUGAAUCAGAAAUAAUCUGGGGAGAUAAGUAUGAAUCUCGGAGUGAAUCAGAAAUAAUCUGGGGAGAUAAGUAUGAAUCUCGGAGUGAAUCAGAAAUAAUCUGGGGAGAUAAGUAUGAAUCUCGGAGUGAAUCAGAAAUAAUCUGGGGAGAUAAGUAUGAAUCUCGGAGUGAAUCAGAAAUAAUCUGGGGAGAUAAGUAUGAAUCUCGGAGUGAAUCAGAAAUAAUCUGGGGAGAUAAGUAUGAAUCUCGGAGUGAAUCAGAAAUAAUCUGGGGAGAUAAGUAUGAAUCUCGGAGUGAAUCAGAAAUAAUCUGGGGAGAUAAGUAUGAAUCUCGGAGUGAAUCAGAAAUAAUCUGGGGAGAUAAGUAUGAAUCUCGGAGUGAAUCAGAAAUAAUCUGGGGAGAUAAGUAUGAAUCUCGGAGUGAAUCAGAAAUAAUCUGGGGAGAUAAGUAUGAAUCUCGGAGUGAAUCAGAAAUAAUCUGGGGAGAUAAGUAUGAAUCUCGGAGUGAAUCAGAAAUAAUCUGGGGAGAUAAGUAUGAAUCUCGGAGUGAAUCAGAAAUAAUCUGGGGAGAUAAGUAUGAAUCUCGGAGUGAAUCAGAAAUAAUCUGGGGAGAUAAGUAUGAAUCUCGGAGUGAAUCAGAAAUAAUCUGGGGAGAUAAGUAUGAAUCUCGGAGUGAAUCAGAAAUAAUCUGGGGAGAUAAGUAUGAAUCUCGGAGUGAAUCAGAAAUAAUCUGGGGAGAUAAGUAUGAAUCUCGGAGUGAAUCAGAAAUAAUCUGGGGAGAUAAGUAUGAAUCUCGGAGUGAAUCAGAAAUAAUCUGGGGAGAUAAGUAUGAAUCUCGGAGUGAAUCAGAAAUAAUCUGGGGAGAUAAGUAUGAAUCUCGGAGUGAAUCCGAAACAAUCUGGGGAGGGAUUUGA
Molecule: messenger RNA, 1251 nt
Organism: Camellia sinensis
Lineage: Eukaryota; Viridiplantae; Streptophyta; Magnoliopsida; Ericales; Theaceae
Source: RefSeq, a predicted model, not a curated record